This is a messenger RNA of Adineta steineri, 795 nucleotides long. Lineage: Eukaryota; Metazoa; Rotifera; Eurotatoria; Adinetida; Adinetidae. The record is from the annotation of a GenBank genome assembly.
AUGCAAAAUUUAUCUGCAACAUCAGGUGAAAUGACUCGUAUUGAAGUGGAUGUAUCUGAAUUUGCUCGUGGUGAAAUAGCUGUUAAACUUCGACGUGAUAAUACAUUACUUGUGCAUGCUUUACAUCUUGAUCAAUUUGCUGCUGACAAUUUUUUUCGUAAAGAACUAGUUAAAACAUUUCCUUUACCAGUUGGUGCUGAUGCUGAUAGAAUACGUUCUGUUAUCCGAAAUACAGGUACAUUAAUAAUUGAUAUACCUAUGCUCAGAGAUAAUGAUGCUAUAAGACGUUCACAUGAAGAAUUAUUAAAAGCAAUUGAUCAAUCAUCAAAAGUAUCGAAAAAUGAUUAUAAUCGUUCAGCUUCACAUGCUGAUGUUACAAAUUCAACUUAUCAACCAACAAGACCACCACCAGCGACAGUUCCAAAACGAACAAGUAGUCUUGGUGAUAUUGAAUAUCGACAAAAUUCUAAAAUUCCUCCAACAUUUAAUAUGGCAGAAUUUUUACAAUCACAAUUUCGUCCAACAUUUACACCUAAUGGAAAGAAAUUAAUAUUAAAAGUUGAUACACGUGGAUAUGAACCAGAUGAAUUAACUGUACGUUUACUUGAUAAUAAUUUAUUAGUACAAGGAAGAAAAAAACCAUUCAUAGGAAUGAAAAAACAUGAAAAUAAACAAUUUAGUCAAAGUAUUCGUUUACCAGAUGGAAUCGAUAAAUAUAAUGUUACAUCACAAGUUAUGGAUGAUGGAGUACUUGUUAUUGAUGCACCUUUACUUAAUGCUGUAGUACAUCGAUAA